AUGCACAUAGCGCGCUAUUACCUGCUGCUUGUCGCCGUCCUGGCAGCAGGGACGACCCACGCAGCGGCGGACGUGUACGUGACGAAGCUGGACGAUGAGCAGCUGCACAGCCCCGUCAGCGAGACGCUGCACGUCAUUGACGAGUGCGAGUGCCACAUGCGGUGCCAGCAGCGAAGCGGGUGUACCGGCGGCUCCUACGACCCCGUGGCUGACGUCUGCCGCCUCACUGACGGCGACGCGACCACCGUGACCACCCGACCUCUGGCCGGCAGCUCGGCCUUCUUCAAGUUCUCUAACGUCCGGAAUGAUGACGUCCACCUUAUUGACGUCUGGGCUACUGACGUGUGCCAAAAAGCUGGGCUAUUGGCGGGUAAACGUAACGUAACGUAA
This is a messenger RNA of Hyalella azteca, 390 nucleotides long. RefSeq lists its product as uncharacterized. The transcript is spliced from 3 exons. Lineage: Eukaryota; Metazoa; Arthropoda; Malacostraca; Amphipoda; Hyalellidae. The record is from RefSeq and is a predicted model, not a curated record. The coding region runs from base 1 to 390 and encodes 129 amino acids.